This is a messenger RNA of Fusarium keratoplasticum, 1149 nucleotides long. RefSeq names its product Fe-ADH domain-containing protein. Bases 1 to 1149 code for a protein of 382 amino acids. Gene Ontology annotation, molecular function: alcohol dehydrogenase (NAD+) activity; metal ion binding. The transcript has 2 exons. The record is from RefSeq and is a predicted model, not a curated record. Gene Ontology annotation, cellular component: mitochondrion. NCBI's taxonomy places the organism in Eukaryota, Fungi, Ascomycota, Sordariomycetes, Hypocreales, Nectriaceae.
AUGGCUAUCGAAUGCACUGACUCUCCCCUCUCUGGCCUAUGGAGGCCCCAGGACCAUCUCAAGUACCUGCACUACGGUUCCGGGUGCGUCGAGAGACACCUCUUGAGCGUGAUCCCUUCCCCUACCUCCAAGGUCUUCAUAAUCACUGGCAGCUCCAUGGCCAACAAGACACCCGCGAUCCGCAAUCUAGAGGAGUUUCUCGGCGAGCUCCACGCCGGGACCUACUCGGACAUCAAGCAGCACGGCCAGGCCGAGGGAGUUGAUGAGGCUACCCGGCUGGUCAACGAAGACGACGAGAUCGAUACGGUGGUGUCCGUUGGAGGCGGCUCGCCCAUUGACUCGGCCAAGAUGGUCUGCUUCCGCAUACACGAAUCGACGGGGAGGACUCUCACGCACAUCGCCAUCCCCACGACGCUCAGCGCUGCCGAGUGCACAGCCGGGGGAGGUUUCACACGCUCUGACGGCACCAAGCUUGGUUUCAUGCACCCUUCCAUGGGUGUGGGCGCCAUCUUCUACGACGCCUCGUUUGCUCGACACACCCCCAAGCGCCUCUGGCUCUCGACGGGUCUGCGGGCGGUAGAUCACGCAGUCGAGACUGUGUAUCAUCCAAACGCCUCCGAGGUGCCGUGGAAGGCCCUAGCUCAGUGGGCUCUGGCUGUUCUAGUCGAAUGUCUUCCGGCAGCAGAUAAGAUCCAUGGCUCUGAUACUGCCGACGACAUCACUACCAAGCUACAACUCGCUGCUUUUGCCAGUUCUGGCCUUCGUGGUUCCAACUUUAGAGACGGAAUGGGCCUCUCGCACGCUCUAGGCCACGCUCUUGGAAGUCCUUAUGGAAUCCCUCACGGUGAAACCAGCUGUCUGACGCUGGGUCCGGUCCUCCGCCACAAGGCAGAGACGGACGAGGCGGCCGCCCAGCAGAUCGCCCGUCUGCUUCCAACCUUGGGGGAGAAUCGCCGAGGAGAAGACGCUCGCGGUGAAGCUAUUGAAGUGUCACAGCGUGUGGAGGCCCUGGUGAGGGAGUUGGGGCUGGAGCAGCCGUCCCUCUCAGCACGUGGAGUUGGCCGUGAGCAGGUUGCCGUUAUCGCCAGGAGAGCAUCUGGAGGGGAACCAAGCAAGGAGAUUCUCGCAUUGGUUGAGAGUUUGUUCUAG